AUGGAGGUGAGGGUCGGGGAAAGACUCUUGUGCCUGGCCGUGCUGUCCAGCGUCCUCUGCGUGGACUCAGUCUUCGGGAAAUACGUCAAAGGCAUCGUCAACACCCAAGAGGACUGGGUUUUUCUCACUCGCUUCUGCUUUCUCACUGAAUUUGGACGUCUGGACUUCCGGUUUCGUUAUCCAAAGUCUCGCUGCUGUCAGAACAUAUUGCUGUACUUUGAUGACAGUUCUCAGUGGCCAGCUGUGUACAAGAGGCCUGAAAAGAACUGCUACCAGAAGGAAGCGGUGCUGAGGCCUGAGAACAACCAAGUCAUUAACCUCACCACACGUUACACCUGGUCAGGAUGCGUGGUGGAGGGAGAUGGGAACGAGGAAGUUCUGAGCUGCGUGGGUGGCCGCAGUUUCCGCUCGGUGAGGGAGAGAUGGUGGUACAUCGCUCUCAGCAAGUGUGGGGGUGAGGGCUUGCAACUGGAGUAUGAGAUGAAACUGAGCAACGGCCAGUCUUUCUGGACACAGCAUUUCUCUGCAGACGAGUUUGGAAUCCUGGAGACGGACAUCACGUUCCUGGUAAUCUUCUUCAUGGUGUUCCUGCUCUCCUGCUACUUUGCCUACAAUCUGAAGGGAAGACAGCUUCUUCACACAACCUACAAAAUGUUUAUGACGGCGGCAGGUGUGGAGGUGCUCAGCCUGUUGUUCCAUUGUAUCUACUGGGGCCUGUAUGCGAGAGAUGGAGUUGGCAACGGCAGCUUGAAAAUACUCGGGAAAUUACUGUUCUCCGUCAGUUUCCUGGUGUUCCUUCUGAUGCUGAUAUUGUUGGGCAAAGGUUUCACUGUCACCAGGGCGAGGAUCAGUCACAGCGGGUCGGUUAAGUUGAGCAUCUACAUGACAGUCUACACAAUCACCUACAUCAUCCUCUUCAUCUACGAGGCUGAGUUCUUUGACCCAGGUGAAGUGCUGUACGCCUACGACAGCCCUGCAGGGUAUGGACUAAUGGGACUACAGCUGCUGGCCUACGUGUGGUUCUGCUAUGCCGUGCUGGUCUCUCUGAAACACUACCCUGAGAAGCAACCCUUCUACAUCCCUUUCUUCACCACGUACACACUAUGGUUCUUCGCAGUACCAGUUAUGGCCCUGAUCGCCAACUUUGGCAUUCCUCGUUGGGCUCGGGAGAAGAUCGUCAACGGCAUUCAGCUCGGCAUCCACCUCUACGCUCACAUCGUCUUCCUUGUUAUCACACGACCUUCAGCAGCCAAUAAGAACUUCCCGUACCAUGUUCGGACGUCCCAGAUUGGGAUCCUACUGUCCAGUCCGAAAGUGGAAGAGGGGGGCGAGAGCUUUCCACAUCAUGCCUAUGGAAAUAGCUCCUUCCUCGGAGACUCUCAACCUAACUUCACUGAACUCUCCUCCAUUGAAUCAGAGCCGGUAAAGACGGUGGAGGAGACGGUGGCCCGGAAAGGACCAGAGGUGCCGAGGAACAGCGAGCAGAAGAUCAUCACCACUGCCGCUGACUUGACAUCAAUAUUGCCCCCACCUCCGCCUCCGAUACCCCCCUGCCGCUCUGCACGCUCGCCCACUGUGCCGCCUAUGCUUCCGUCCUUCACCGAGUAUUUCAGCAUGCAGAGUGGAGGAGGAGGAGGGUUCGGAUCAAAGGCAUGA
Messenger RNA from Scomber japonicus (chub mackerel), 1656 nucleotides. RefSeq names its product transmembrane protein 145 (gene tmem145). Lineage: Eukaryota; Metazoa; Chordata; Actinopteri; Scombriformes; Scombridae. The coding region runs from base 1 to 1656 and encodes 551 amino acids. The record is from RefSeq and is a predicted model, not a curated record. The transcript is spliced from 15 exons. Gene Ontology annotation, biological process: response to pheromone; G protein-coupled receptor signaling pathway.